Messenger RNA from Caretta caretta (loggerhead turtle), 2489 nucleotides. RefSeq names its product neurexophilin 1 (gene NXPH1). Lineage: Eukaryota; Metazoa; Chordata; Testudines; Cheloniidae. Gene Ontology annotation, molecular function: signaling receptor binding. The record is from RefSeq and is a predicted model, not a curated record.
CUAGGUUUGAUCAGGAGUGAAACAGCCUCGUACCCCCCCCCCCCCCCCCGAGCUCCAGCCAACAAGUCCCGUGUAACCGAGACAAACAGCCGGGAAGGCUUCGCAGCGCGGCGGCCGCGGCGCCUGGCUGCCAGACGGGAGCUGGCGGUCCCGGCAGCCUCUCGCUUCUCCCCCUUGUAAGUUUCCUGCGACGUGGAUCGAGUCGGGUCCCAGCCAGCGGCGUCUCCCUUCCCGCACGCUGGAUUCACGGCGGCACCUGCUUCCACGGGACAUCGACGAGCGUGACAUGGAGAGGCGACGCGAAGGGGACCCCCGGUUCCUAGGAGGCUGCCAGCCCCUGUAGGUUUACAUGGAGCAUUCCUGGCGCGCCCUGGCUGCGGUCGGACCCUACAGGCAGCUGGUGAGAGCUCUGCUUGUUCUGUAAAGUGGAUGUCAGGUGGAUCUAUGGUCUCGAAGGAACAAAGAGCAAACGAAGGGAAAGCCGCGGAAGUUUGAGCCGGGAGGAUGCAGGCUGUGUAUUGGUACGCGGUGCUUCUGCUGCAGCCUACUCUCUACCUGGUCACAUGUGCAAAUUUAACAAAUGGCGGGAAAUCAGAACUUCUAAAAUCAAGCAGCUCCAAAUCCACACUAAAGCACAUAUGGACAGAAAGCAGCAAAGACUUGUCCAUCAGCCGACUGCUAUCACAGACUUUUCAUGGCAAAGAAAAUGAUACAGAUUUGGACCUGCGAUAUGAGGCCCCAGAAACGUAUUCUGAGCAAGAUCUCUGGGAUUGGCUGAGGAACUCCACAGAUCUUCAAGAGCCUCGACCCAGAGCAAAGAGACGGCCCAUUGUCAAGACUGGGAAAUUUAAGAAAAUGUUUGGCUGGGGCGACUUUCAUUCCAACAUCAAAACUGUGAAGUUAAACCUUUUAAUAACUGGGAAAAUUGUUGAUCAUGGCAAUGGGACGUUUAGCGUUUAUUUCAGGCACAAUUCCACUGGCCAAGGGAAUGUAUCUGUGAGCUUGGUACCCCCAACCAAAAUAGUGGAAUUUGACUUGGCACAACAAACGGUGAUUGAUGCCAAAGAUUCCAAGUCCUUUAACUGUCGCAUCGAAUAUGAAAAGGUCGACAAGGCUACCAAGAACACACUCUGCAACUAUGACCCUUCAAAAACAUGUUAUCAGGAGCAGACCCAAAGUCAUGUGUCAUGGCUCUGCUCCAAGCCCUUUAAAGUAAUCUGUAUUUACAUUUCCUUUUAUAGUACAGAUUAUAAACUAGUACAGAAGGUGUGUCCUGAUUACAACUACCACAGUGACACGCCCUACUUCCCUUCGGGUUGAGAAUGAACAACAUGUGUCGGAGACUCAAGCCUGAGGAAUAAAAGAGGUUAUAUGACAGGGCUGUUACCUCAAAGAAGAAGGCUACCCCUAUUGCCUGGAAUGUGUCUACACUCUUCUGCUGCUGUCAACUGGCUGAAAAUAUGUUAGUGGAAAACAAUCUAAUGUAAUUUCUGCCCAGUCAGCUCCAUGUAUCAAUCUAGUUGUAAAUCACUAUGGAUUCGAAAUAAAACCACACAGACAUGCACUCUUUUCAGCUCACCUCUAUUAAGAUUCCUGUUAAGAGGGCUUUCAUUGUCUGAUACAUAAUGUUUCAGGAUAACCUAUCAUCAAGCCAAAAGGAUUAACUAGACAGAGAAUGGUUUCUAACACAAACUGUUUUGGAAAUCAACGUUAACGUCUUGAAUACAUGCCAAUCAAUAACCCCCACUCAUGCAUUCUACUGCUUAGACUAGCUGUACUGGUAAAUAAUACUAUAGGAGUAAAUGCUGGUUAAAAUGGGGGUGGGGGAAGUGUGUCUAGAAUUCAGUAUUCCUCAUUAUAUGAACACAGCAAAGUAUAGUGACUUUUUUCCAGCAUUCAGUAGGCACAUUCAAGGUGGCGUUAGGUGGCUCUUUUUCUGUGGAGGGAGCCUAUUACUAGUAAAGAUAAGCAGACAUUUGGAAUUUACAUGUGGGCAGACAUUAUUGUUACAUAUUUCUUCACUGAACAUUUAAAAUGGCAGAGUUGAGACCAGCUGAGCUACUUAAAAACUCUCCAACUGUUCUGCAAGAAGGAAAAUGCCCGAUAGACAACAUGUAAGUUAUAAGUGGCUGUUUUAUCUUUAUUACAAAUAUUGUAACAAAUUCAGUAUCCUAGUCUUCAUUUGUAUGAAUGGUUUGUAUUGUACAUAGUUUAACCAGUGUUAUUUGAGCUGCUUAUUAAUAUUAACUUGUAAUUGUCUCUCUGCUUGUUAUUGGUUAAAAACAAUCAAGGAAAUGAGGAAUCCAUUUUAUCAAUGUAGCUGUAAACUCCAUUAAAAAGACAGAAUAAUGUACAAAGCAUUUAUUCAGCUAAAGUAUUGUUGAGAGCUAUACAUAUACAACAUUACAAUCUGUCUGUAUUUAGAUAUUUUAUUUCCAGACAAAAAAUGAACUGUAUAUAAAAAUAAAAUACUUAAAGUUGAGUUUCAA